CCAAUAUGUACCACACAGGUAUCAAAGUCCAUAUAUUUCUAUUUUCGUUCCACAUGUGGAAAAAUUUUUCAAAAUGAUGUAAUAAUUUUGCAAUCCAAAGCAUAAAAGAUGGGUUUAUACACUUGGUUUAGGGAUUUAGGAAGCUAUCAAAAAACAUCAGUGAUUAUCGGAAGCUGUGCAUUGUUUUGUGGCACAGGUUAUUGCGUUUAUAAACUGUAUUCCCGCAAAAGGAAAGUUGAAUUGUACGAUGAGAGCCCAAACAAUGGACAAGAACACAAACCUGCUGUUCAGAAGCGGGUUUUAGUAUUGGGUUUACAAGGCUGUGGUAAAACAACGUUUCUAACAGCCCUAGCAAAUCUUGGCUCAGGGGCAGGAGGCAACGAAACUAAGCCAACCGAAGGCUUUAAUGUCAUGUGUGUCACAACAAACGGAGUCCAUCUGAAUAUUUGGGAAAGUUAGUAUUUUUUUGUGCUUUAAUUGCGAAAUCGAAAUUUCUUCAUGCAUCUGAUAUUCUGAUAUUUUGUGAUAAAUAAUUAAACAUAUUGGUUUUUAUCAAUUACCAUUUGUGAAAUUUAUAAUAUUUAUAAUAACCAAUAAAUUAUAGUAGGUGAAGUUUUUCCAUUAAAUAGUUUUUUAUUAAUCUUAACCAGUUUAGUGGCAAUGUGCCCUGAUGCAUAUUGUUUCACUCUUAACACCUCAAUGGGUUAAAAAUCAUUCAAAACCCAUUACACUAAUUAACAAGCAAAUCAGUAUUGUAAUGUGCAUUUACACACGUAUGUGUAAUCAGACAGAAGUCCGAUGCUCAUUGAUUGCAUUCUUGGUCAUUAAGGAACAAGCAUGGGAAAAUAACUGGAUCGGCACACUUAAUGUGGUGAAGGAAGGGUGAAAUAUUAGUUUAAUGAUUUACUUUUACUUACAGUUGUUUGACCUUUUUUCAUAGUUGGUGGCGGAGAAAAAGUCCAAAACUACUGGUCCAAGUUUACAGCUGAUACAGACUUGCUCAUGUACAUGGUUGACUCCUGUGAUGCUGAACAUUUUACAGAGGCAAAGGAAAAGUUAAAUGAACUUUUAAAAGACCCUUGCUUACAAAAUGUUCCUUUACUAAUUCUAGCAAGCAAACAGGAUAAAACUGGUGCCCGAUCCAUUAGUGUGCUUCAAAAAAUUCUGGACGUGGAUGGCCUUUUAGACACUCGAUGCGUAGAAUGUUUUGGAAUACAGAUAUCGCCAUUAGGACCUGAACUUCAAGGAAUAGAAAUUGUACAAAAUUCUAUUUUGAAAUUCUGCACAGAAACAUAGUUUGAUCAAUUUUAAUGACUUUCUUAAGUUAUUUGAAUUAAGAAUUUAAAAAAUCUUAUCAUUUUAUUUAUGUAUAAAUAUGCUAUUUAAUUUUAAAUGGUAGUUUACAUUUAAAUUGUAGUUUACAUUUAAAUUGUAGUUUACAUUUAAAUAGUAAUGUAUAUAUUUAUAAGCAUG
Molecule: messenger RNA, 1473 nt
Organism: Paramuricea clavata
Lineage: Eukaryota; Metazoa; Cnidaria; Anthozoa; Malacalcyonacea; Plexauridae
Source: the annotation of a GenBank genome assembly